UACAUUCAAGAACUAAAUUAAAUAUUUUCAUGUGUUCCAUGUUACAGCAACGACAGAACAAUAUAACUCACCAUCCACUCCUUACAUAACUAGUACAGUUACACCAAUGACAAACAUCAUAACCAAGACAUCAUCUCCUACUAAGAUUAUAACCACCAUGACCAACAAAUUACCUGCAACUACAUUCCGUACACAAGCAUUUUCGUCCACAUUUCUCGGCAAAACACCUUCAAUAUUACCAAGCACUCCAUCAAUGAGACACCAAACACAGGUAACAACUAUAAAGCAAACAAGGAUGAAGGCAUUACAAAACAUGACACAAUCAACCAUUACAGUGACGAGAAAAUCAGUGCCAACAAUAAUAACAUCAACAAAAGCAACAAUAACAGUACCCAUGACAAGGACAACAGCAUCCAUACCAUCGCCAACGGCAUCGCUACCAUCACCAACAUUAUCUAUACCAACAACAACAAAAACAUCCAUGCAAUCAAUGAAAACAUCAACACCAACAAGAAUGGCAACAACAUCAAUACCAUCCAAAAAAAAAUUAAUGCCGACACCAACAACAUCAAUACCAUCAGUAAGGACAUCACUACCAUCAGCAACUACGUCAAUACCAUCAGCAACAACGUCAAUACCAUCAGCAACUACAUCAAUACCAUCAGCAACAACAUCAAUACCAUCAGCAACAACAUCAAUACCAUCAGCAACAACGUCAAUAACAUCAGCAACUACAUCAAUACCAUCAGCAACAACAUCAAUAUCAUCCGCAACAACGUCAAUACCAUCAGCAGCAACAUCAAUACCAUCAGCAACAACGUCAAUACCAUCCGUAACAACGUCAAUACCAUCCGCAACAACGUCAAUACCAUCAGCAAGAACGUCAAUACCAUCAGCAAGAACGUCAAUACCAUCAGCAACAACGUCAAUACCAUCAGCAACUACAUCAAUACCAUCAACUACAUCAAUAACAUCCGCAACAACAUCAAUACCAUCCGCAACAAC
Messenger RNA from Octopus bimaculoides (California two-spot octopus), 1005 nucleotides. RefSeq names its product putative protein TPRXL. Lineage: Eukaryota; Metazoa; Mollusca; Cephalopoda; Octopoda; Octopodidae. The record is from RefSeq and is a predicted model, not a curated record.